AUGAAAACUACUAAGGCUCCAGUCGAAUUGAGUUCUUGGCCUGACUUUAUCGAAGAGCGUAUCGCUUUGUUCGAUAAACUUAUGGCAAAGUACCAUGAAGAAAUUGCUGCGAAGAAAUCAGAGAAGAUCGAAAUCACUUUGCCAGAUGGCAAAGUGUUAGGUGGGGAAUCAUGGCGUACAACUCCACUGAUGAUCGCAGAACAAAUCAGUCGUGGGUUUGCUGAUAGUGCUGUUGUAGCAAAAGUUAAUGGCGAAGUAUGGGAUUUGGAUAGACCAUUCGAAUGUGAUGCAACUUUGCAGAUCCUUAAGUUUGAUGAUGAUGAGGGAAAACAGGUUUUUUGGCACAGUUCAGCUCAUAUCAUGGGUGAGGCUAUGGAGCGCUAUUGCGGCGGUCAUCUGUGUUAUGGUCCACCGAUUUUAGAAGGAUUUUAUUAUGAUAUGUGGAAGGAGGGAUCUGCAAUUACUCCAGAUGAUUUUCCGAAAUUAGAGCAGAUUAUUAAAUGUGUUGUCAAGGAUAAACAGCCAUUUGAGCGAUUGGUUGUUUCAAAAGAAGAUCUACUGCAAAUGUUCAAAUACAAUAAAUUCAAGGUCCGUAUCAUAAAUGAGAAAAUCACAACUCCUUUUACUACUGUAUAUCGUUGCGGGCCACUGAUUGAUUUAUGUCGAGGUCCGCAUGUGCGUCAUACGGGGAAAGUAAAGGCUUUAUCUGUGAUUAAAACAUCGAGUUCAUACUGGGAAGGACGAUCGGAUGCGGAAUCAUUAAUUCGCAUUUAUGGAAUAUCAUUUCCUGAUUCGAAGCAACUCAAAGAAUGGCAAAGAUUGCAGGAGGAGGCAGCUAAACGAGAUCACAGGAAAAUUGGACGUGACCAAGAACUGUAUUUCUUUCACCCAUUGAGUCCUGGCUCAGCUUUCUGGUAUCCAAAAGGAGCUCACAUUUACAACAGUCUGUGUAAUUUCAUUCGUAAAGAGUAUCGCAAACGCGGAUUUACUGAGGUUAUAUCACCAAAUAUGUACAAUAGCAAAUUAUGGGAGCAAUCAGGACACUGGGAGCAUUAUUCGGAUAAUAUGUUCAAAAUCGAUAUUGAAAAGGAGACAUUUGGACUUAAACCAAUGAAUUGUCCAGGGCACUGCUUGAUGUAUUCACACAUGCCGCGUACCCAUAAUGAAUUGCCUCUACGAUACGCUGAUUUUGGUGUUUUACACCGAAAAAAAACGGUUGAAGAAAUAACGAUUAUCUUUCAACAAGAUGAUGCACAUAUCUUUUGUCGUCAAGACCAAGUUGUCGAAGAAAUAAUGAACUGUAUCGAUUUUCUCAAAUACGCUUAUAAUGAUGUGUUUGGUUUUACAUUCAAACUUAAUUUAAGCACCAGACCAGAGGUGGGAUACCUGGGUGAUAUUGAAACGUGGAAUUCUGCGGAAGACAAACUGAAAGAGGCACUGAAUGCAUCUGGGCACAAGUGGGAGUUGAAUCCUGGUGAUGGUGCUUUUUAUGGUCCAAAGAUUGAUAUCACAAUUCAGGAUGCUCUUCGAAGACUCCAUCAGUGUGCAACAAUACAGCUUGAUUUUCAGUUACCGAUCCGAUUUGAUUUAUCUUAUUUUGAUGAAAACAGUGAGAGGCAAAGACCAGUGAUGAUUCAUCGCGCUUUGUUAGGUUCAAUAGAGCGAAUGACUGCCAUUUUAGCGGAGAACUAUGGUGGCAAAUGGCCGUUUUGGUUGUCACCACGACAGGCAAAAGUGAUCACAGUCCAUGAAUCCCAAAAUGAUUAUGGUCGAGUAGUGCAGAGAAAAAUAUAUGAAGCAGGCUUCGAAGUUGAAUUUGAUGCAGAUUCAUCAGACACAUUGAACAAACAGAUCCGCAAUGCUCAACUUGCUCAGUUUAAUUUUAUUCUAGUAGUCGGACCAACUGAAGCACGCAAUGGAACUGUAAAUGUUCGUACGCGUGAUAAUGCAGUGAGAGGAGAAAUAAAAUUGGAAGAUCUUAUCGAAAAAUUCAAACGUUUCCAAGAGGAAUAUGUUCGUGAUACAGAAAGCGUGGAAGAGUUUUAA
Loa loa (African eye worm) is the source of this 2046-nucleotide messenger RNA. RefSeq names its product threonyl-tRNA synthetase. Bases 1 to 2046 code for a protein of 681 amino acids. Lineage: Eukaryota; Metazoa; Nematoda; Chromadorea; Rhabditida; Onchocercidae. Gene Ontology annotation, molecular function: ATP binding; threonine-tRNA ligase activity. The record is from RefSeq and is a predicted model, not a curated record. The transcript is spliced from 21 exons. Gene Ontology annotation, biological process: threonyl-tRNA aminoacylation. Gene Ontology annotation, cellular component: cytoplasm.